AAUAGUAAAAUAUCUUGUUGAAAAGGGCGCUGAUGUAAAUGGCAAAAAAAACAAACAGGUGGUCUGUGUUGCACUUUGCUGUUGCUCAAGGUAAGCUUGAGAUAGUAAAAUAUCUUGUUGAGAAGGGCGCUGAUGUAAAUGGCAAGGAUAUUGACGGGUGGACAGUGUUGCAUUCUGCUGUUGCUGAAAGUACGCUUGAAAUAGUAAAAUAUCUUGUUGAAAAGGGCGCUGAUGUAAAUGGCAAGGAUACUGACGGAUGGACUGUGUUGCACUUUGCUGUUGCUAAAGGAACGCUUGAAAUAGUAAAAUAUCUUUUUGAAAUGGGCGCUAAGGUAAAUAGUGAGGAUACUGAGGGGUGGACUGUGCUGCACUCUGCUGUUACAGAGGGUACAUUUGAGAUAGUAGAAUAUCUUGUUGAAAAGGGCGCUGAUGUAAAUGGCAAAGAAACAAACAGGUGGUCUGUGUUGCACUCUGCUGUUGCUAAAGGAACGCUUGAAAUAGUGAAAUAUCUUGUUGAAAAGGGCGCUAAGGUAAAUGGUGAGGAUACUGACGGGUGGACUGUGCUGCACUCUGCUGUUUCAGAGGGUACGCUUGAGAUAGUAGAAUAUCUUGUUGAAAAGGGCGCUGAUGUAAAUGGUGAGGAUACUGACGGGUGGACUGUGCUGCACUCUGCUGUUUCAGAGGGUACGCUUGAGAUAGUAGAAUAUCUUGUUGAAAAGGGCGCUGAUGUAAAUGGUGAGGAUACUGACGGGUGCACUGUGCUGCACUCUGCUGUUAAACAAGGUACGCCUGAAAUAGUAAAAUAUCUUGUUGAAAAGGGCGCUGAAGUCCACAAUAAUAAUCUUGGCAUGGAUAUUUUGAAGAUAGCAAUUAUCAAAAAUUCGGUUAAUUUGGUUACUCUUUUGUUAAAAAAGAACGCGAACUUAUGGAAAUGUGGAACAUUUUUCAUUGAUGGAAGAAAUUUGAGUCUUCUUGAAAUGAGCAUUCACCUUGGUUAUGAUGAAAUUGCAACUAUUCUGAAAAGGUCCGUAAGACAUCGUGAGAAAAUUCAGGUGCUUUGUACAACGAAUUGCAACCAAUUAGAGAAGACUGAAAUUCCAAUACAGGCUUUUGUCGCUGACAAGCAAUUCAGAAUUGGUGAUGGUGGUUAUUCGUGUGUUUUUGUUGGUCUCAUGAAGGAUGGAAGUGAAGUUGCUGUCAAGAGAAUGAUGUCGCAAAAGUGUGAUAAAAUAGCUGAAAACGAAAAGGAAAUUAUGAGUCUUCUAAAAACAGAAAAUUCUCCUUUUAUUGUGAGCUAUCGACAUUUUCAUAAGGACGAGAAUUUCAUACAUCUAAUUGUUGAUCUUUGUGAGGAAACCCUGACUGAACUUGUAGACUCUCACACUAUUGAGCAGCUGCAAGAGCAAGGUCCAAAAAUGUGCUCGUUGUGA
Molecule: messenger RNA, 1430 nt
Organism: Dendronephthya gigantea
Lineage: Eukaryota; Metazoa; Cnidaria; Anthozoa; Malacalcyonacea; Nephtheidae
Product: putative ankyrin repeat protein RF_0381
Exons: 2
Coding region: 39-1430 (463 amino acids)
Biological process (GO): regulation of apoptotic process; protein phosphorylation
Cellular component (GO): nucleus
Molecular function (GO): p53 binding; ATP binding; protein kinase activity
Source: RefSeq, a predicted model, not a curated record